Molecule: messenger RNA, 1465 nt
Organism: Panonychus citri (citrus red mite)
Lineage: Eukaryota; Metazoa; Arthropoda; Arachnida; Trombidiformes; Tetranychidae
Product: lysM and putative peptidoglycan-binding domain-containing protein 3-like
Exons: 2
Coding region: 405-1298 (297 amino acids)
Source: RefSeq, a predicted model, not a curated record
UGAGAUCAGUUAAUUUUGACAUUUUGUUUCUUUAAAUCAUUAGCCUUUGUUUUUGUUUUUUUCUUCAUUUUAUCACCUUUCCGUGUAUAGAAUAGGCUGCGAACUGACUGAAUUUUAAGUAGCUUCAAAAGUCCGAUUUCUGUUUUAAAUGUUAACAAUUUGAAUUGUGGCAUCUGAUUGAUACGAUAUUUUUCAUCAAAUCAUAGACGUAAAUAUCAAUUGUUGGAUGGAAGAGUAAAAUCUUUAUUGAAAUUAUCAUUCAUUUUCCGAUUGUGUCUUCCAAAUUUUCACAUCUAAAUUAUUCCAGAAAACCCCUUAAGGAUUAUCAAAGGGUUGAUGAUAAACUGUUAAUCUAUUAAUCUAUUGACCAAUUAUGCCAGUGUUCACAAUUUCAAAAUCGCGUGAUGACCAACAGAUCGUCUCUUUUCAAAUGGAAAUAUGAGAAAUUAGUUGAUCAAGAGAUUGACCAACAACACCAAGAAAACUUGAACUUUCUUGGUAAUAAAUGCGAUGACAAUAAUGACCUUUCACAUGGACAAAAGUUACUACAAUCUCAGCGACAAAUAUCCACAAAUAACCAGGAGACAAUUAUACCAGAUCUAGAAUUUAGUAACGAUUAUUAUGAACUCAAAAAGCGAUCUCAAAAAGAAAGACAAUCAAACAAAAAGCCUGACCAUCAUCAUUACAUUUUCCAUAGGAUUGAAAAAGGUGAUACCCUUCAAGGAAUCGCUCUUAAAUGGUAUUGUUCAUUACAUGAGCUUAAACGGGUUAACAAUUUAGUUUCUGAUCAAGAUUUUCAUGCACUUGCUGUCAUUAAAAUACCUGUUAAAAAGUAUGGAAUCCUCAGUGAGGUGAUGGUUCACCAAGUGAACAGUUCAAAUUUAACCUUGAUCGAUGAAACACCAGAAGAAUUGACAAACAAACCGUUGAUAAUUAACGUUGGUUUACGACAGACUUUUCUUAAUGAUGACAAUUCUCAAGAUAUGAACAAAUUUCUGACUAAUUUAGAUGUUGAUCUUGCUAAAAUGAGAAAAGUGGCCGACAAUUAUGUUCAAAGUGACCAAAAUUUACCCUCUUCUAUUGGCAGUAUCAAUGAUACUAAUGAUACACAUUCAUCAGCAUUAACCCAUCAAAUCAACACUUCCAAACCUAAAUCAACUUCUAAUUAUAAUUGUGAUGGAGCUGAUUGUGGAUUAAGUUGGUACAGUUUACUUCUUGUCGCUUUAUUCAUUCUCAUUUUCGUUCCUGUGAUAUAUGCAUUUGCCUCCGACAAAAGCCAUCACUUUUUACACUCAUGAUUUGGACAAUUUAGAUCAUCUCAUCAUCGAAACCAAAAUUUCAAUCAUUUCUCUUGCCAACUUCAUCCAUCCAAUGUUAUCUAUUCCAAUCCCCAUGUAAAAUUUGACACCAACAAUCAAAGUUGAUUAGUUUAAGGUUUAUAAUUAAAAGAAAUGUAAAUUUACAA